Cylicostephanus goldi is the source of this 537-nucleotide messenger RNA. NCBI's taxonomy places the organism in Eukaryota, Metazoa, Nematoda, Chromadorea, Rhabditida, Strongylidae. The record is from the annotation of a GenBank genome assembly.
UCCGAUCAAAAGGAUAAAGAAAAGGGAGAGAAUAAAGAGAAAGCGGGUAAGGGAGGCAAAGAAGAUGGAGAAACAGAGCAUGGAGCUGACGAAGAGUACGAGCCAGACGUGCAGUUUGCCCCUGUCAUCCCGCUUCCAGAUCUGGUAGACGUUGUUACCGGUGAAGAAGAGGAGGAGGUUGUUUUCACCGCUCGCGCAAAGCUCUUCCGUUUUAUCAAGGAAACUAAGGAGAACAAGGAACGCGGUGUUGGAGAUUUGAAGAUUUUGCGUAACCCCAAGACCAAAUGUCACCGUGUGGUCAUGCGCCGUGAACAAGUGUAUAAAGUUUGCGCGAAUUUUGCCAUUCUGCCAUCUAUUGAGCUGAACGAGAAAAAAGGAAUGCCAAACGUGUACAACUGGGUCUGCCGGGACUAUUCGGAGUCACCUGAAGGCACGGAUGAGAUAUUCACAGCUAAGUUCAAGACCGCUGAAAUCGCGAAAGAGUUUCAUGAUAAGUUUAUCGCUGCGGCUGCUGCACAUCCGGGUGCUUCCAAGUAA